AUGCACGCCACCAUGGUUCUCCGUAACGCUGCUCGCACCCCUCUCAUUCGUUUCCUCGGAAAGCGCUCUGUGCCUAAGUCCAUUGACCACACUCCUCGUGCUCACCCGGCUUCUCCUACUGGUGUCCUUCCUGAUUCCUUCGCCGCCUAUCGCUCCAAGGCUCAGCAGCACGGUCCCCUGGGUCGUGCCUCUUUCUCCCAGGGCAUCGGUCGCGCCUCGGGCGCUUCUCUGGGACCCAUCCAGCCCAAGCAGGGUGAAUUCUUUGACCGUACUGAGCUCCCCUCCCGUUUCCACCGCCUGCCCUGGACCGAGGCCGAGAUUGAGGCCAUUGAGACCGGUGGUGCCAGCCUUUUCGCCUAG
Aspergillus aculeatus ATCC 16872 is the source of this 360-nucleotide messenger RNA. RefSeq names its product alpha-ketoglutarate dehydrogenase subunit KGD4. The transcript has 2 exons. The record is from RefSeq and is a predicted model, not a curated record. The coding region runs from base 1 to 360 and encodes 119 amino acids. Gene Ontology annotation, biological process: 2-oxoglutarate metabolic process. Lineage: Eukaryota; Fungi; Ascomycota; Eurotiomycetes; Eurotiales; Aspergillaceae.